Gavialis gangeticus (Gharial) is the source of this 1809-nucleotide messenger RNA. It is a transcript of the gene TMEM215, whose product is annotated as transmembrane protein 215. The transcript has a single exon. The record is from RefSeq and is a predicted model, not a curated record. Bases 304 to 1011 code for a protein of 235 amino acids. Lineage: Eukaryota; Metazoa; Chordata; Crocodylia; Gavialidae.
UUCCCCGGCGGGCUGUGCUGGGCUGCGCAGGAGGGACCCGGCGGCAGGAUCCCGGGGAUCUCCCGGGGAAGAGCUCCGGCACCCCGCCUCGGAGACCCGGGGAGGUUUGCAGCCAGCUCUUCCUCCUGGGAAGACAGAGGAGCACAUCAUAUCUGGCCAGGAAUUGGCUUUUUCUCUCUCUCCCCCCCCUUGGAAACUUUGGGCUUGUCACUCCAGCUGAUCCUUCACAAGAGCAAGCUCUCCCCUGGAGGAUUAGAGCCCCCCAGCUUGGAGAAGGGAUCCAAUGCUCUGCUGUGGUGAACCAUGAGACCUGACGACAUCAACCCUAGGACUGGACUGGUGGUGGCUUUGGUCAGCGUCUUCCUUGUCUUUGGCUUCAUGUUCACUGUCUCGGGGAUCAAAGGGGAGACUCUGGGAGACAUCCCCCUCCUGGCAAUAGGACCUGCCAUUUGCCUGCCUGGCAUCGCUGCCAUUGCCCUCACGAGGAAAACGGAUGGCUGCACCAAGUGGCCCGAGAACAAAUGCCCCUGCUGCAAGAAACCAAAGGAUAGGGAAGUCAUUGAGCUGCUGAGGACUCCCUCGGACCUGGAGUCGGGCAGGAGCAGCUGUGAUGAGUUGGCCAAGAAGGCAUACCUAAAGGACAGGAAGGUCCUCAAGGGAGAUGACUCCGUGUCCAUUUGCACCACGGCAACCACCACUACGGCAGGGGAAUGCAAGAGCCUGCUCAGGAAGGUGGACCAAGAGGAGAUGCUGAGAUACCUGGAGACCUGCUACCCAGAGAUGCCCGGGAACGUGUUUGUGGGAGAUGGCUCCACUUACCGUGCCUUGGAGAAGCAGUGCUCUUCUCCUGCCUGGGACAGCGCAACCUGCCCUGACACAGAGGACAACAUUUUUGUUGCUCCAAAAGACAGCAUCAUUGUCUGUUCCUACAAAGAGAACAGCCCUUACGACAGAUACUGUUGUUAUAUAAACCCAAAUGAAGUCAGCUCGGACCAUGAGACCAUAGUCUGAAAGAUGCACAUUUUAUAGAUAUAAACAAAUGUACGUACUGAUACAAACACUAUAACUUCUAGCUCUUAUAGGGUAAAAAAAAAGUAGCUGAUUGCACUGCAUGGGACAAUCUUCAUGUUGUUACAAAUUUAACCUGGUAUUUGACUGAUGCUCAAACCUUUUGUGCCUGAAAUACUCUUUCUGUAAGUAAAUGAGCAUGUUUAAGGUUAAGAACUCAUUCUGUUCUUUGGAAACCCAUUUUGUUUUCUUUUUCUCUGUGUUGAAAGGCUGAAUGUUUUGUCCAAGCCCCUAGACAAGCUAGCAGGAUGAAAACAGAUACUGUCAGCUAAAAUCAAGACAAGAAUCAAAAGUCUGGAGUUCUCGGUAUAGAAUAAUAACAUGCAAUAUGGAUGAGUGGGUCUUAUGAAUAGUGUCACUUCCUUCGUGUCAGAAAGAAGUGAUGGAAUUCAAUGUGCAGUUCAAUUAGCUGGCUGUCCAAUGUUAAGCUGUUAGAAAGACUUCGCAGUUGAGACUUAGAUUCAAGACUGUCUCUAAGUUUGUGCUCUUAUUUGGUUUCACAGUACCUUAUCUGAGAAAGCAAGAAAGUAAGGCAAUAGGCUACUACCUUGAGAAGCUCCUGCUUCAGGGAGUGGGAAUAGGAUAGGGAAAAUGUUCAAAGUGAAUCUAUUACCAGUCAUAUAUAAAAGGGUCCAGGCUUUUAGCUUAUUUUGCUUUCUUCUUAUUUAGUAAUGAAUUCACCAAAGUGUUUGGGAGACAUUUGGAAUUUACAUCUGUAUUAUAAAAAGAAAUUACAACUUG